This is a messenger RNA of Notolabrus celidotus (New Zealand spotty), 6555 nucleotides long. RefSeq names its product G protein-coupled receptor kinase interacting ArfGAP 1 (gene git1). Gene Ontology annotation, biological process: brain development; regulation of ARF protein signal transduction. Lineage: Eukaryota; Metazoa; Chordata; Actinopteri; Labriformes; Labridae. The coding region runs from base 297 to 2633 and encodes 778 amino acids. The record is from RefSeq and is a predicted model, not a curated record. Gene Ontology annotation, molecular function: protein binding; GTPase activator activity. The transcript has 20 exons.
CACGGCAUUGUAUGAGGAUGUCAUAGAAUAUGAGGUCCAUACAGCGGGAUGAACUGUGUCCCAUUGAAAUCAAUUGUUAGCCCAUUAUUGAGCCACCCUGUGAAUGUGGGCGAAGAGGCAGCAGGUAGAGAAUUCAGCUGCUAGCUUACCGGGGAGGGCUGGACCACCCCAGCAACCGGCUUCCGGGGAUUCAGGAGCCGCAUCGGUUGACGGCAGACGUCGGUCGGUAACGGGGGGGGGAAGGGGCGAACCACAUCAUCGCCUUCAUUCACCUCCAGAUUUCAGCGACUUUCGAGAUGUCGAGAAAGCUACAAAGGACAGAGGUCUGCGCAGACUGCAGUGCGCCAGACCCUGGCUGGACCAGUAUCAACCGAGGGGUCCUGAUCUGUGAUGAAUGCUGUUCCGUCCACCGCAGCUUGGGCCGGCACAUCUCCAUAGUCAAGCAUCUGAGGCACAGUGGAUGGCCUCCUGCACUACUGCAGAUGGUUCAGACUUUGGCAAGUAACGGGGCCAACUCCAUAUGGGAACACAGUCUCCUGGACCCUGCUCAGGUGCAAAGUGGGCGUCGGAAACCCAACCCCCAGGACAAAGUUCAUCCCACAAAGUCAGAGUUCAUCAGAGCCAAAUACCAGAUGCUGGCGUUCGUGCACAAGCUGCCCUGCCGUGAAGAUGAUGGCGUAACCACUAAAGACCUCAGUAAGCAACUCCACUCCAGUGUCCGAACAGGGAGUUUAGAGACGUGCCUUCGACUCCUGUCCCUUGGCGCUCAAGCCAACUUCUUCCACCCGGAGAAGGGCACUACACCACUCCAUGUGGCUGCCAAGGCAGGCCAGAUCCUGCAGGCUGAACUGCUAGUUGUAUACGGUGCAGAUCCUGGAGCACCUGACAUUAAUGGACGCACACCUAUGGACUAUGCAAGGCAGGCGGGCCAUAUAGAGCUAGCAGAAAGGCUUGUAGAAUGCCAGUAUGAACUAACGGACAGACUAGCUUUCUAUCUUUGUGGACGCAGACCAGAUCACAAAAAUGGCCAUUAUAUCAUUCCCCAAAUGGCAGACAGUCUUGAUCUCUCAGAGUUGGCCAAGGCUGCUAAAAAGAAACUCCAAGCGCUCAACAAUCGGCUGUUUGAGGAGCUUGCAAUGGAUGUCUACGACGAGGUAGAUCGCAGAGAAAACGAUGCAGUGUGGCUUACAACCCAAAACCACAGCACUCUGGUAACAGAACGCAGCGCAGUUCCCUUCCUACCAGUCAAUCCUGAAUACUCGGCCACACGCAACCAGGGCCGCCAGAAGCUGGCACGUUUCAAUGCUAGGGAGUUUGCCACACUCAUCAUCGACAUCCUGAGUGAUGCCAAAAGAAGACAACAGGGGAAAGGUCUCAGCAGCCCCACAGACCCAAUGGACCUGGGAAUUGACGAUGAUCAGCAUGACUACGACAGCGUAGCCUCCGAUGAAGAUACAGACAGCGAGCUGUCCACCCAGAACAACAACAACACACAACGCAGCAAUCGUGCAAAGAGUAUGGACUCUUCAGACUUUUCAGAUGGUCCCAUAACUCUGCAGGAGUACCUAGAGGUGAAGAGGGCUCUGGCCUCCUCAGAAGCCAAGGUACAGCAGCUGAUGAAGGUCAACAACAACCUGAGCGAGGAGUUACGGCGGCUUCAGAAGGAGAUCACGCGGAUGCAGACAGAGAACAGUGUGCUGCGGGGGUGCCAGCAGGCUGGGGGGGCCGCUGGCUAUGGGGUAGGGGGGCCUGGUGGAGGAGGAGGAGGGGUAGGAGGAAACAGGCAAGGGGUUGGGGUGAGAGGGAGUAUAGAUGGCGGGAGUCUGGGUGUGUUUGGGACUGGAGUGGAGUCCCCGGUGCUCUCUGUGCCCUCCUCGGCUGUCCCCCACUCAUAUCACCACCGGAGGGACCGCCAGGCCUUCUCAAUGUACGAGCCAGGGGCGGCCCCCAACCCCACGGCCCAAGGUCCCCCAGCCCUGGACUCUCUGGCAGCCCGCCUGCAGCCCCUCAACACACCCAGUAUGAGAAAGGUUGGUUCUGGGGGUCCAACACCAUAUGGAGGCCAUCAUCUAUCUGGAUCCACAGAGAUUGGGAGAUACAUGGUCCCUAAACAUGAGAGGCAUUGCAGUGGCACUGACAGCGACUACGACAACACACAAAUGUAUGAACUGUCGCUAAGUAUGCGCCGCAGCAGUGAGGAGGAAGGUCGUGGAGAAUCUGAGGAGGGGAGUGGAGAUGCAGGGGAGCCAGAUCCCACUCUGCCAUGCACAGAGGAUGUCAUACUAAAGACUGAACAAGUGACAAAGAAUAUCCAGGAGCUGCUAAGGGCUGCUCAAGAGUUUCAUCAUGACAGCUUUGUCCCAUGUUCUGAGAAGAUCCACUCUGCUGUCACUGAGAUGGCCUCACUCUUUCCCAAACGCCCAGCAUUGGAUGCUGUCUACUCCUCCCUCCGCCUGUUGGCCUCCAGCGCCUCGCGGCUGCAGUUGGAAUGUCGAAAGGCAGCUCCUUCAGAUCCCGGGGCCCCUGCUGUGGACUACCAACUCCUCACUCAGCAAGUCAUCCAGUGCGCCUACGACAUCGCCAAGGCGGCUAAGCAACUGGUCACCAUCACCACUCGUGAGAAAAAACAGUGAUGCAUGGACGGAUGGAGAAGAAAGAUAGACGGGGGAUCAAUACAUAGGUGUGCAAAGUGAGAUGGGAUGGUUAGGGGUGGGAAGGAAUAUACAUGGGAGGGGGGAGGCGACGUAAAUGAUGGGGGGCCAUGAUGUAAUGAAAGUUCAUAAUACGCAUGACAAAGGAAAUAGAUGGAAUGCAAGAGUUUAUUUUUUUAGAAGUAACACCAGAAGACGAAGAAAGGGAAAAUCCAGAAGUGUGGGAGUGAACGUAGGGAAGAACGAGUGGGAAGAUCCAACAUGAAAUCCGAGCUUGCUGCAACCGAAACACACUGUUGGGAUCAGAUGUGUAUAAUAAUCAGCUCAAACUGUGUUAAGCAUCCUUGAAAUACAAGUACAAACCGAUACAAGUGAACUGGAUCCUAAGAUGUUACUGCUUUAUUUAUUCUCACCUGUCACUCAUCAGCCCUCCCCCUCCUAGUUUACCUGAAGAGAGGAAGGAAGAGUGUGCCAUGACAUGAGAGAGGUAAGGACAGAGGAAAGUAGAUGGACCAACCGUGACAAUACUCCACAUCAUCUCCGUCCCUUCAUCCAGUGAGCAAUCAGGACACUUUCACACUCCUUCCCUCACUAGGUCUCAGACAUGAUGAGCUGCCCAACUCAAAACCCCCAGACAUAUAACCUGAGCUUUACUCUGACUUGACAUGCAACAUCUCAAGGCCGAUGACUCAUCGUUGGUACACAGCAUGAUCCGGUAUGUUUAUUUUGUUCCUCUUUGUUUCCUUAUGUUUUUAUUUUUGAAUACGCAGAUUGGUUUGGUCUGCGACUCUGAGGAGAAAAUCAAUGACUUACACAAACAAAAUACUUACACUGGAGUUAUUGUGAUUUAUUGUUGUUUAUCAUGCCUGUUGUUUUUUUGUAUUGAUAUUUUUGCUGACUGUCAUUUUGAUAUAUCUGUUUGUGUAUGUUUAUUUUAUUGUCUCAAAUAGGAAUCUCAUUUAUGGAAAUAAGGAGAGAAGUGGUGAUUAUGUGCACAACCUCUUACUGGAAUUCUUGUAGUCAUGGGUUAUAUCGAUACGUAUAACUCAUGCAUUGACUUCAAACAUUCUCAAGCACUACAUUUCUUGAUAACACUUCAUAUUUUCUUUUAACAUGUUAUGAUAUCCUACUACAAAGGGGUUGAACAAGCUUUUAAAAGAGAAAGGGUGGACGAGGAGAUUGUUUUUUGUUUGCUUUGUCCUUCAUGCUGAAACCUUUGACAUUUUCACAGGGCCUUGAUCAACACCCUUUUUUCAUGUCUUCUUGGAAUCAUGUUAUAAAUUGCCUCAUAUAACGCAACCAGUGGUAUCAUCUCAGGAUCGAUCUGUUGACUUUUUUUUUAUCAGCUGUGCCAAGCAUAAAAACAAUUUGUCCAGUUUGUUUUUAAAAGUUUAACCUCCCAAAGUUAAGUGAAAAAGCCGGCUUUUUUUCUUACAUGUUGGAUCUGCUUAUGUGUGCUUGUUUGACACAGCAGCCAUCACUUACACGCAUGAAAACACAGCAUAGAGUUGAUGCAUCUGUUCAGAAAAUACUCUCAACUGAAAUGGAUUUAGCCUGCUUGAUAUGAAUUUGGACUGGCAAGCACAAUCAACAUUAUUGUCUGUCAUGGCCUGCUGAUGUAGGCCUCAGAGAUUCAGAAGUUACUAAGCUAAUUCUACUAAUGGGGAGAUAUGUUUUGUUUUCUUUUUCAUAUAACGCCCACUUAGGCGCCUUCUAAAAAUGUUUGCGCUGUGCUGAACACAUAUUGUCAGACCUGUAACAAAGGACGCUUGUAGUAUCCUUCUUAGAUUCCAGUAGGAAUGUCUUCUUAGUUCAGAUUUGACCUCUGACCCUUCUCCAGUGAUUGUGAUGCUGGUUUCUCAAAGUGUUUGUGGCCUAUCUAGUAAGCUGUUGUAGGAACUCUUGUGAAUCAUCAGACGUUCUCUGUAGAUGAGAUUUAUUUGCAUGAGCUGUCCUUAACAGCAUCUCUAUUAUUUAUUUUUAUUACUGCUUUUUAGACGCAUCGCCCAGAACACUUUGAGAGACUGAUGCUACACCGCUUUUAGCACUUUUCCGUGCACUUAACUCAUGUUUGGUGUUUCAUUUUACACUUUUCAUUACUUUGAGUCAAUGACUGCCAGUGUUCCUCAAUGCUGCACUCAUGUCUCUUAAGGGAUUUUUCUAAUGUCCUCUUUCAAGGCUACAUGUCCAGAUCAUAGACUGUUAAAAAAAAACAAAAGGACAGCGUUGCUCCGCCUUUUCCCGUUGUACGGUUUUGAAGCCAAAAAACCCAGUUCAAAUGCGCAGCCAUUUUGCAGCCAGAGUCUGCACAGUAGAGAAUUUCUGUGUUGCCACGGUAACAAGCUUCGCCCUAAAGUGUACCGUCCUGAUGUACUACAGAGUUUCUCUCUACGGCAGCUGUCAAUCAAAGUGAAUCCGGAAGUAAAACCCAGUUUUUUGACCUCUAAUAACUAACAAAAAAUAAACUUUUCAGAAAAAAAGAGGCCUUGAACAUAAAACAGUCAAAUAAUAACUACAUAUCACCACAGCAUACGGAUGUGAGAAACAUUCGUACGACGUGUAUUUAUUUUUUAAAGUUCAACUGCAGCCCCAUUCAAAUGAAUGGGGGAGACAGAGUUUUUGACCUAUACUGCAGCCAGCCACCAGGGGGAGCAGUUUUUGUGGAAGCCUCACUUCCAGCCGAGCGAUCGGACGUCCAUUUUAUUUACAGUCUAUGAUCCAGAUCAACAUGGAGAUGUGUCCUUGUUUGAUACCAUAUGCGUCAUACUCUCCUGAUAAGUUGUCUGAGCUACAGCGGUGUCCUGACUGCUGAAACAACGACAUUUCUCCCAUUACUCAUGCACUAAGGAGGGGCAGAAGAAAAGCUUGUCCCUUUAAUUAAAUCAUGAUUGCCCAACUUUAUAGAAUAGAGUAAUUUAUAUCAACAUGUAUUUUCAUGUUAAUAUUUUUAUAGAUAUAUAUGUCAUGGUUGUCUCUUUGUUUGCCAGAAUAGGCUUCAGACUCUCAGAUCUAUUGACCAAACCUUGGAUUGGCACUCAACACUAAUGUACUUUUAUAUAUUUUUAACCUUUUUAGUAUGCUGUGGUAUUACCUCCUUACAAAGUGGUAUUGUGCAUACUAUGAUCCUACUAGAAUACGCAGGGAGUGUAGAGUGAGAACAACGGUUUGAUUUAAGUGAGCACUCAGCAGUGUGGUUGCACUACUUCAAAAACCAGAUGGGUGACAUAGGAUCUACAUUAUGUUCUGCACUCUCCGUGAGGUCCUAGUUCUAGUAUAAUCUGUGCAGAAUGCAACAGUUGAUUUAGAAUCAGUAAGAAAGGUCUAUCUAAACUGUCUUAGUAGUUUCCACUUUUCCUACACUUCGGCACUACACACAGAAAUCUCAGAAUGGUAGGACUAAGUAGUGGGUCUAAAUUGCAAAUGGCCUUGACCUUGCUGUAGUAAGUACAUUAUAGGGGCUGCUUCCAGACUGAAUGUUAAAGCAUCCAUGGGAUCAUGUCUGACGCACUUUCUUCACCUUCAUCAUGUUGCAACUUCAGCACAUACUUUUCCCACAUUAAAACAUACACCCUCUAUCAGUUGGAGCAAGCCAUGCACAAAAACAAACUACAUUUCCAGACAGUGAAUUAUACAUAUGUACACACACACACACACACACACACACACACACACACACACACACACACACACACACACACACACACACCUGACACAGCUGGGGCAUGUAAUGUUACUGUACCUGUUUCUUUUUACAGUUCUAGAUUUUGGGAGAUGAGUAACAGGAGAGUUUUAUUUUAACAGAAUACUUUAAAAAGUGUAUAUAAGUAACGAAAACAAUGACUUAAAUGUCAAACGUGAUGGAAACUAAUAAGCUGUACAUUUGUAAUAAAAUUGUUAAACAAGU